AUACCAAGCAGCUAGACUCAAAGCCUGCGCAUGAGGUUUGAUCAGGGAGCACCUCGCAUGAGCACGGAACGUGAGAACAGGUUGAGCAGGCGCCAAGCACGGCACCACCACUUGUCUCGCCAAAAGCUUGAUUCAAAGGGGUCCAAACUGCAGCAGACGUCCCAGUGCUUCGGUCAGAAACUUUCAGCUCUGGAACUUCCUGAACACACGUCGCUGAAACUCUGCUUUGAACUUCUGAUGUCACUGGUGGAAGAUUUCUGCGUUGAUGCAAGUCAUACGUCUGGUUGGCCGGCGCGUUAGCCGGAAGAACUUGCAGAGAGCUCGUGAUUGUUUGUCGGCCUUCCGCGGAAGCCGCAGCUUUUGAUGCAAAGCUGUGCGGUUCAAAUCCCCUAAUCGCCACUUAGCAGAGCUCCAGUUUCAUGCCCUCUAGCUGCUGAAGAUAAUAGACCAAUUAUCGAUACUCCAUAACAAGUCUACAGCUCGCGGGGCUAGUGAGUCCCCACGAGGCGCAAGAACCAGCUCCCGCAUCUCAGCAAUGUCGGAGAUUGAGGAGACGUUUAAGCGUGUGAGCUCCCAUAAAGGCGUCAUUGGGACUAUCGUCGUCAGCGCGGACGGCAUACCCAUCCGGACGACUUUCGACAGUGCGACCACCGUCCAGUACGCUGCGCUGGUGUCCAACUUGGCUCUGAAAUCGAAGAGCGUUGUCAGGGAUCUCGACCCGGAGAACGAGCUGACCUUCGUGCGCAUCCGGUCAAAGAAGCACGAGAUCAUGAUAGCACCAGACAACGGCUUCAUCCUGAUCGUGGUUCAAAACCCCAGCGUAGAGUGAUAGAACGGAAACGAAAAGCUAAGGGGCCGUUUGUGUACAGUAGACCGGAGCCAGACAUAUUAGCCGCCUACCAUUCUGCUUCAAUCUUGCUUUGUAGAUCUCUGCAACGUCACUCAAAAAGUUGUACAAUCCAAUAGGCUACUAGCACUCAAGGUGGACCGUCUCAAACAUCAUCUUCUCAAGGACGUCUUCGUUUGAAGGUUCUGACCGGCAA
Klebsormidium nitens is the source of this 1043-nucleotide messenger RNA. The record is from the annotation of a GenBank genome assembly. Lineage: Eukaryota; Viridiplantae; Streptophyta; Klebsormidiophyceae; Klebsormidiales; Klebsormidiaceae.